CCAUCUUCUGUGAUGUCAGACUAACAGUAUGUAUGUAGCUGUCUAAAAAAUGACAUUGUUCAUCCCUGAUAUGGCUGGUCGUCUGUUUUUGCUCAUCCUCCUUUUCGAUACCUUCCAGUUCCUCAAAGCCAAAGAUCUUCCUCAGCCCAGUCUAACAUUGAUUCCUGCAGUCAUCAAAGAGAGAGACUCAGUUCAACUAAACUGUCAGACUCCUCCAUCUGUCUCUGAGUGUUUCUUCAAAAUAGAGGGGAAAGUAGAAUUCACCCUUCCAUCACCCUGUCAACAGACACUCACAGGAACACUACUGGUGAGGUGGACAGGUCAGAGUUCACCAGCUGAGGUCAAAAUACAAUGUCAGUACAGUGCUAAAGGUUCACAGUUUAGAUCCAUAUACAGUGAGCUGUCAACAGUCACAAUUCAGGACCUUCCUCAGCUGACAGUGAGUUCUACAGUCAUCACAGAGACAGAAUCAGUUCAGCUGAGUUGUGAGACUCCUCCAUCCCUGCCUGUGUCUCACUGUUACUUCAACAUAGAGGGGGAGAAGAAUCUUCCAGACUCAUUGUGUACUCAGACAAUAACAGGAACUGAGCUGCUCAAGAGGUCUGGUCCAACAUUUCCAGCUGUGGUCAAAGUGACGUGUUACUACACUGUAUGGAAGUCUCACACAUCUCCUUUUAGUGACCCUGUCUCAGUCACUGUUCAGGAUCCAAAACCAGACAUUACAGUCAAUAUUGAUGAGGACUUCAACAUCAUCUGUUUGAUUCCUGGAUCUGUCAGUCCUGACACCACCUGUAACCUGUAUGUUGGAGAGGAGAGUCAGCCAUCCUUCACAGCACCGAUCAAGAAGAGAAAAGCCAUCUCAGCAUCCGGACAGCAGUUCUGUCAAUUCACUCCAAAACAUAGUGAUCUGAUCAGUCGUCUAAUGUCAGUGAGGCGUAAGGAGGUGAGCUGUGACUACAGAGUGAGCUCAGGACCAAACUCUCUCUCUCCACACAGUGAUGGGCACAGCUUUGCAGAUCUGGUGGGAGUUCACAUCAGCGAUCCAACAACUACACAGACACCUUCUAUAGCAGUGAGUUUGACUCCAGGUUCUAGAUCUACUUUGCCGCUCAGCACGACAGUGAGUCCUACAGAAGACACCACAGUGACACCAACUACCAGUUUGACCUCCCCUUUGACUCCUAGCAGGGCAGUGAAUCCUUCAUCAGAUCCAAUCAUUUCCUUUGCAUCAGCGUCGACUGUUUGCUGUACUUUGACCACUGACACCCCAGCGAGUCCAACUGAAAGAGGUCAAAGCUCCACAGAAAGUGAAGUGGAAUCAAACAGUCAAGAAAGCAUUCUGUUGGGGCAAUUAUGGCAGGCAGCAGUGGGUGUGGCUUCUGGAGUGGGUGUACUCCUGGUAGGAUUGACAGCUGUCUGUCUCUGCAGGAGGUCCAAGAAAACCAAUUCUCAGAGACCUACAUCCAGACAGGAUGAUCACAGACAAUAUGAUUUGGUGUCUAUGGGAGCGGUGAGCAGCGGAGUCAUGGUGGAUUCAGGAGAUGCUGGAAUCGAUUCUCAGAUCACUUCUGUACUGUCCAUGUUCAUGCCCUCAGGUCCCGUUGAUGUGGAUUCACAGGCAUUUGCAAAUGAACAUUCUGAUACGUACCACGUAUACAGCUCAAUCCCCGACAGACCAGCAUCCUCAGCCCAGCCGGAUGGGUUGUACAGUCUUCUGCAGACACACUGAAACUUCACCUCUGGCUUUCUGUAUCUGUCUCACACAUCUCACACAAAUACAUUCUUUCUCACACGACA
This is a messenger RNA of Oncorhynchus nerka (sockeye salmon), 1797 nucleotides long. Its product is annotated as mucin-2-like. The coding region runs from base 50 to 1729 and encodes 559 amino acids. Lineage: Eukaryota; Metazoa; Chordata; Actinopteri; Salmoniformes; Salmonidae. The record is from RefSeq and is a predicted model, not a curated record. The transcript has 18 exons.